AUGCUUCGAGAUAUUUCUGGGUCGAGUGGCGACAGCCACGUGACAACCCUCGUCCAACCCUUCUCGUUCGGCGUUGAGGCAGAGCCAGAGAACGAGGUGUGGCUCGUUUUCAAAGACCAGAAGUGGCUAGACAUCAGGCGUCGGGUGAGAGACAAGUAUUGUAACGGCAGAUGGGACCAGUUCUCUUACCUGGCUGCUAUGCUCCCCCCAGGGGGAACGUUGAAUCACGACGACAAAGGCUACUGUAUACCCUGGCCAUUCCCGUCAUCACCAUUCGCCCCUCAAAACAUCCUCCGUUUCGAAAGGGGUCAAGCCGUAUGUCAAUUCGCCGACCCACGAGCCGAUAUCAAAUGUGUCUCUGAGGGGCAGGUGAUGGAAACCAAGGGCAGGUGGGAGGCGGUUUGCGGGGGGGUAAAUGUGGGGUUAUGGAAGAAGGGGAGGGUUGUUGUGAGUGGGUUGAGUGAUGAGAGCGCUGCUUUACCAAGUAUACUGGGGCAUGUGUUUGACCUCCCCAUGUAUUCCUGCUCGACCGCCCCAUCCCUGUUGUCAGUUGUCCUAGCGAGUCAUGCUACCAACGCGGCAUCAAACAGGACCUUUUCAACAUACGCUCGUGAUCUUCUGAAACGUCGAUCAAAGCUGGCGAUUGCAUCCGCGCAAAACGAUAUCGAAGGGACCCCAACACCCCGAGUCUCAUUCAUUCCCAUACUCGAAGAAACUGCCCUCGCGACAGGGCAUGUACCUCUCAGCCCGGCUCGUACACCUCCUUCCUUCAGUUCAACACGCUCGACCCCAUCUCUAUCAUCCUCCAUCGCCACCAGCAUCUCAUCUUCAUCUUCUUCCUCAUCAUCAUCAUCUUUAGUCAGGCAUACGUCAGACGGAAAGUCUAUACCAAAGAUGCUCGAGAUCGUUCCCGAAGAGGAGCACCUUCCCGCAGGAGAAGAAGAGGGAGGAGAAGAGGGUGGACUGAAGUUGCUUUUCGCGCCGGAUGGGGAUACCUACCCAAGCAAGAUGUAUACUUCCAUGCGAUCCGAAUAUGAGCGACUUUCGCUUAUAGUCAGAAACUCUCUCUUCAUCCCGCCAUCUCUCCCAUCCCUGCGGCAAUCGCCUCGUUCUUCUUCUCCUUGGCAAAGACAUGACCCGAGACGGGCGGGGAUGCCUGUACAGCCCAUGAGUGGGUCGAAAUGGGUACAGCCUGGAAACCAGGUCAUUCUCGAUCAGGGCGCUUUGAGUGGAGGAAGAUAGCCUGUGCAUCGAUAGAGUUGUUCGUCGAUAGAGUUGUCCAUCAAUAGAGUGGGGAAGGAGAUGGGGUCGUCUGCUGUGCAUGAUUGGGAAUAAAUAGGCAGAAGGAGGAUUGGUUGGAGAAGUGCACAUCUUGGAGGGUCUACUCUACUUGGCCUCGACAUGCAGCAUGUCGACCAGCCUCGAAUCGAAAUGUUGAGUGAUAACGUGAACAAGCGCAGC
Messenger RNA from Cryptococcus amylolentus CBS 6039, 1461 nucleotides. RefSeq lists its product as hypothetical. The transcript is spliced from 5 exons. Lineage: Eukaryota; Fungi; Basidiomycota; Tremellomycetes; Tremellales; Cryptococcaceae. The coding region runs from base 1 to 1242 and encodes 413 amino acids. The record is from RefSeq and is a predicted model, not a curated record.